Molecule: messenger RNA, 331 nt
Organism: Megachile rotundata (alfalfa leafcutting bee)
Lineage: Eukaryota; Metazoa; Arthropoda; Insecta; Hymenoptera; Megachilidae
Biological process (GO): mitochondrial respiratory chain complex I assembly
Cellular component (GO): mitochondrion
Source: RefSeq, a predicted model, not a curated record
UAAACAAUAUUUAAUAUAGUUUGUUUAUAAAAGAUGGAAGCAGUAAAAAAAGCGAAAGAACGAUUUAGAAAAUAUCCAAUUCUAGUUGCACAGUGUCACGAAUCUGGUGCUAAAUAUGCUGCGUGUGUAUUGGCAAAAUCUAACUUGAACAAACAUGAUUGUGACAGUGAAUUUAAGGAGUUUAAAGCUUGUCUGAUGAAAGCUGCUGUAAAAAACAAUACAAGAUUAUAAAAAGUGGUCUUGUAUUAAAUGGAACAGAGACUUUAUGUUUAAUUGGUAGAUUUUAUAAAAAGUAUAUUUUGCUUUUUAAAAUGGCUAAGCUAUCACUUAA